This is a messenger RNA of Chaetomium strumarium, 1607 nucleotides long. RefSeq lists its product as uncharacterized. The transcript is spliced from 2 exons. Bases 479 to 1474 code for a protein of 331 amino acids. The record is from RefSeq and is a predicted model, not a curated record. Lineage: Eukaryota; Fungi; Ascomycota; Sordariomycetes; Sordariales; Chaetomiaceae.
GUAGAGAGAGAUAAGGGAUGAUUCGUCUGGCUGAGUCAGCAAACCGACAAGUAUCUCGGCCUGCCAAGGACUUUUACCACGAAGUACGAAAAGAGCUCGUGCUACACCGAACAUCCAGGGGACGCCUGCUGCAACCUUGAAAGACAAUACUCAUGGAAAAGCAAAACAGCCCUAACUCUCUACGCCAGGGUCUCCGGGACAUACAUUCAAUAGCAUGCAAUGAACCGCUGACGUGUCACAACCUGGAAGACCAGUGAUUCGGGAAGUCACAGCAUCUGUAUGUAGCUAGGCUUCAUAUACGACUUAUAUGUCUCAACAGGUAUAAGACAAAUCCAGCGCAUUGCUUCCGGAGCAGGACAUCUAUUUUUCUCAUAAGUACCCGUGGGAGGCCGCUUCAGUAAAGCGAGGAUAAUAAGCCCACUGCCUGCCAGCCCCUGUUUCUCAUCUCCCCUUUGGACCCUUUGAAUACAGUCAUAAAAUGUCUUCACGAUUCCACAAACGAAGCAGCAGAGCCAACAGCUCCCCGAGAUGGACCUGCUGCAAGUGUUCUGCCUUCAACCCGCGGGGCCGCCACACAUGCGAUGGAAUCCUCCCGUUUCACGACGUCUAUGACAGAGCCUGCAACCACUGGCGUUGUCCCGGAUGCCUCUCAUCGAACAACGAAAACUCAGCCCGACCCGACGGCAGAAGUGCACCAGCGCCGCCGCCGCCACCACGACCACGAUCACCACGACCACCACCACCAACCGCAGUCUACACGGCCUCAAGCUUUCCUCCCCCUGAGCCAGCAGCCUCGCAGAUCCCACAACAAAAUCCUCUCCUGUCCCAUUAUUCCUCCCCUCACAACGCUCUCCCACACACGCCAUCCUCCCGCUUCUCGUACACCGCAGCGUACCUACAAAGCGCCGCCUCCCGGCCAAACAGCAUUACGUUCGCCGAGGCAUUCCCCGCGCCCACGUCGGCGCCCGUGACCGACCCGACUGCUGCGCUGGGGAAUCUGCGGCUGGACUACUCCGCCGGAGGCUGCUACCACCACCACUACCACCACGACUAUGAUGAGCACGAGGGCGAGGAGGGCCUAAAUGACGAACAGUCGUUGGCCCUGCAGCUGCCGAGGCAGAGGAACGGGCCAAGGGACGGGGUGACGAAACGUAGCAGAAACGGAAAGGAUAGGGAUACGGUAAGGUACCACAACUAUGGCAAUUCGAAUCUGGGGGAUGAGGUGAGAAAAGGCAAGGAGGGAAACACGGAAACGGAGAUAGAAACGGAGAUGGAAGCGGAGAGGAGAAGGAGGGAGAAGGGGAAGGGCAAGGAGACGGACUUCGGUCCGUCACAGUACCAGUACCAGUACCAGUACCAACCCCAGUUCCAGCAUCCUGUCGGGUACCGGCCUGUCACGGUGGAGGACGCGUUGGAGGAUGAGCAUGCUGGCUGCUACUACCGCGGUGAUGAUGAGAUGGAGGAGGAGUGGUGAGGGGUUACCCAACGUGUUGGGCUGACUCGGUGGUUUUGUUGACUUUGGAGUGGAAUUCAGGGGCAAGGGGGUUAGGGUUGUAUUGUACCUGGCGGUUGGCCCUCUUUUCGGUCGCAUGCUGCUUGACUGUCUG